AUGGACGACAACCUGCCGCCCGCUCGCAAAAUCGUCCACACGGAGUACGUUGUUCCCCUCCUGCGGCUAGCCUGCGUAUGUCGCCGAUGGCGAUACCUCAUAGUCGGUGCUAGCACCUUGUGGUCCAGCCUGUUCGUCGACGUCGACAGAGAAGCUGCGCUAGACAACGUAAGCCAGUUAUUCCACACUAGAGCUGCUCACGCCCCCCUCAAAGUCACCCUCAUAGUACGCCAGAGGGCCCAUGUGCUUGAACUCUUGCCCGAGUGGGUUGCCAAGCUUCGCAGCUUCCAACUGAAGGUGGUCGGACUAUUCCCAGGGCACUACUCGACGCUGUUCCCCUCUGGCGCACCGCUCCUGGAGUGCCUCGCAAUAUCCUAUAGAAUGGACAUCCCGAACGACCCAAGGUGGCGCGUUGACAUCUCAAACUGCAUCUUCGGGGACGGUGUCACUCCUCUCAGAGCUUUAGCGAUCGUACCUGUCCAGUUCGACUUUCCAUCUGACUCGUUCCCUCACCUCACACACCUAUACCUAUCUCUGAAGACGACGAACAUGCAAGCCUACGAUCUCACCGGCGACGUGCUCAAACUCCUCUCGCGCACUCCACAGCUUCAAUACCUACACAUCAGCAGUGUGCCC
Molecule: messenger RNA, 636 nt
Organism: Epithele typhae
Lineage: Eukaryota; Fungi; Basidiomycota; Agaricomycetes; Polyporales; Epitheliaceae
Exons: 1
Molecular function (GO): protein binding
Source: RefSeq, a predicted model, not a curated record